Molecule: messenger RNA, 525 nt
Organism: Schistocerca serialis cubense
Lineage: Eukaryota; Metazoa; Arthropoda; Insecta; Orthoptera; Acrididae
Gene: Chrac-16
Product: chromatin accessibility complex protein 1
Exons: 3
Coding region: 1-411 (136 amino acids)
Cellular component (GO): nucleus; CHRAC
Molecular function (GO): protein heterodimerization activity
Source: RefSeq, a predicted model, not a curated record
AUGAGUUUGAAGAUGGCGGCAAAUAAAUCUCCUGUUCAAAAACAGAAGGAAUUGAGUUUACCUAUUUCACGUAUCAAAACUAUUAUGAAAAGUUCUCCAGAUGUCGAAAAUAUUAGCCAGGAUUCUCUGCAUCUAGUGGCGAAAGCAACGGAAUUGUUUAUUCAGUAUGUCACACAAAAAGCAUUUGAGGAAGGUGGCUGUACAAAAGAUUUGCAAUACAGUCACAUAGCGGAAAUUGUGGAAAAGAAUGAUAAUUUGCUUUUCCUGAAAGAAAUUGUACCAAAGAAAAUAACAUACAGGGAAUACAAGGAACUACUCAAGAAAAAGAAACAGAACUUCAACUCUGAUGAUGAAUUUGAGAAUGUGGAAGAAAGUGAGAGCUCGCAAAACAGAACAGCAGUUUUUAGUUGAAUUGAAUACUUAAGUAUGCAUUUGGAUGAGUGAAAACUGUGAUCAUUAUGAAAAAAAGACAUUGUAUAUUAUGCAUCUAAAAAGUGUGUGAUAAAUACAGUGCAGUACAAGGAA